GCGGGGCGGGGUCCGCGCGCGGCGGCUGCAGAGUUCGGGCACAGAGCGGCCGGCGCCGGCGCCCCGGCGCAGAUGCUGCAAGUUCACAUCCCGUCGGUGGGGCCCGAAGCCGAGGGGCCCCGGCAGAGCCCGGAGAAAGGCCACAUGGUGUUCCGAGUGGAGGUGCAGUGCAGCGGGCGCAGACACACCGUGCUUCGGCGUUACAGCGAGUUCCACGCGCUGCACAAGCGGAUCAAGAAACUGUACAAAGUGCCGGACUUCCCCUCGAAACGCUUGCCCAACUGGAGGACCAGGGGCCUGGAGCAGCGGCGGCAGGGCCUGGAGGCCUAUAUCCAGGGCGUCCUGUACCUGAACCAGGAUGUGCCCAAGGAGUUACUGGAGUUCCUGAGGCUUCGGCACUUCCCCACGGACCCCAAGGCCAGCAGCUGGGGCUCGCAGCUGCACCAUCGGCCUGUCCUCAGCUUCCGCCUGGAUCCCUACCUCUGUGCCCCCUCCCCAGAACCUCUGCCCAACAUGGUGGUGAAUGGUGUGCUCCAGGGACUCUAUGGCUUCAGCAUCAGCCCCAGCUCGGCUCAGCCAAAAGCUGCCGGUCACCCUUCUGCUCUGCCGCCCACGCCUUGAGCAGCCACCCGCCGGGACAGUCGUGUGCCUCAGCCCCUGCGCUCUGUCUCAGGGACGUGGGCUGGUCCUCCGGUCCUGGUGCAGGGGUCGGCCUGCACUGGCAGCUGGGGUGGGGAGUUCACGCGUUCCUGGAGCCAGGCGCGAAUGGUCAAUUUCGAGGUAGGCUGUGACAGGUCCAGGUGUGUCUGCACUUGGAGAAGCAGCGGCAGUUUUAAGGCAAGGGCUGAACGCCGUGCCUGCCUACCUGCCUCUGUGGGAACACCUAAAUCAAAGGGCCAGGCACCCAUGGCGAGCAGGGAGUCCCCGCACGCCAAGAACCCAGCCCACACGCAGGUUAUAAAAACCCCCCCUUGUUUAUUGGUCAGUGUUGGUAGGCGUUUGUUACAAAACGGGGCCGGUGGGCCUGAGGAAUGUGAGGGGAGUGGGGCCGCUCCGUCCGAUGCCAGCAAGGGCCAGUGCAGCUCGGAGCCCCGGGGCGGGCGGUCGUCACCCCGAGGACAACAGGCCCGCGCAGA
Messenger RNA from Oryctolagus cuniculus (rabbit), 1136 nucleotides. RefSeq names its product sorting nexin 22 (gene SNX22). The record is from RefSeq and is a predicted model, not a curated record. NCBI's taxonomy places the organism in Eukaryota, Metazoa, Chordata, Mammalia, Lagomorpha, Leporidae. Gene Ontology annotation, molecular function: phosphatidylinositol phosphate binding.